Atta colombica is the source of this 527-nucleotide messenger RNA. RefSeq lists its product as uncharacterized. The coding region runs from base 6 to 452 and encodes 148 amino acids. The transcript has 6 exons. The record is from RefSeq and is a predicted model, not a curated record. NCBI's taxonomy places the organism in Eukaryota, Metazoa, Arthropoda, Insecta, Hymenoptera, Formicidae. Gene Ontology annotation, molecular function: odorant binding.
GAGAAAUGGCAAAAAAAAGCUUAAUUCUCAUUUGUGUCUCUAUAAUUCUCACGCAGCUCGUUAUCGUGAGUUGUAACGAAGAAGAUAUAGAUUGGACUACUGUUCACGAUGAAUUAAGGAAAAUGGCUGGAGGUUUACGAAAAAAAUGUACCGGUGAGACCGGUGCGACAAACGAGAUGCUAGAGGAGGCAGAAUUAGGCGAAUUUCCGACUAAAGACAAAACAUUGGGGUGUUACUUCAAAUGUGUAAUGGAAAAAGGGGGAGCGAUGAAAAAAGACGGUAAAAUAAACUACAAGAUCUUAUCCAAGUUGAUGCCGCCGGCAUACAAACAUAUUGGAAUGGAAAUGCUCGAUCAGUGUCGUAAUAUAGAGGGUACUGACAAGUGCGUCAUAGCCAUGAACUUUAAUAAAUGCAUGUUCAACGCAAAUCCUGUGGCGUAUUUCGUUAUCUAAAUAUAGGUAGAUGUGUAAAUUUGAGCUUGGCGCGCGCGCGCGCGCGCAAUAUAUAUAUUUCACAAAAUAAAAUAC